GUUUUUUUUCCGGCGGCGCGAAGCUUUUGCCAUGGAAGAGAUCCGCUGGCGAUGGAAAGGCGACAGCUUUCGCAAAGUCCUCGCGGCAGACAGCUACUGCCAGGCGGUGGACAAGCUUCGGACACUGAAGAGAAGGCAUCCUGGAAGAGCCAUCCGCCUGGAAAUCCAAGGGACCACGUCAUCCAACAACAAAGGCGCAGCCAGGAAGGAGCUUCCCUUUGAGAGCGUGGAGGCCGGCAUCUCCUACUUGCAGCUCAAGGCAGAUGAGGAGGCGGCGGCGAAGCGCAAGUUAGGCUCAGCAGCUGUUCCGGCCACAGCGCUGAAGGCGCUGCAGUGCCCAGAUGGCCACCCCAUCACUCGGAGGGGGGAGCCGGCGAAAUUCUUCCAGGACAAGAGGACCUGCCACGUGUGCGGCACCGGCAUCGGUUCCGUGUCCACGUUCUGGCGAUGCACCAAGAACUGCAAGUACAACGUGUGUCACCAAUGCUUGCAGAGUGCCGCCCAAGACGCCGGCCAAGCCCAGCUCGAAGUCCCCCGAAGCGAGGCGCCCAGCGAGAGCAUCGAGAGCGACGUCUUUGCGCUGGAGCACACGGUGUAUUUCGAGGGCCGGGGCCGGCUCUGGGCCUUCAGCUUGCAGCUGGACUUUGGGCCGCAGCUGGCGGAGCUGCGGAGCUGCUUCCAGGCGCCCGACGCAGUGCUCUUGCGCUGCGACGGGGAGGUGGAGGUAAUCAGCUCCCUGCAGCAGCUGCAGGCGCCGGAUUUGAGCGCGCUGCAUCUGGAGGAGCCACAGCCACUGCUGGCGAGGGUGCUGGCGGAGCCGAAUCUCAGGC
Molecule: messenger RNA, 830 nt
Organism: Effrenium voratum
Lineage: Eukaryota; Dinophyceae; Suessiales; Symbiodiniaceae
Source: the annotation of a GenBank genome assembly